This is a messenger RNA of Egretta garzetta (little egret), 4216 nucleotides long. RefSeq names its product Scm polycomb group protein homolog 1 (gene SCMH1). Gene Ontology annotation, cellular component: nucleus. Gene Ontology annotation, molecular function: protein binding. Lineage: Eukaryota; Metazoa; Chordata; Aves; Pelecaniformes; Ardeidae. The transcript has 15 exons. Gene Ontology annotation, biological process: regulation of DNA-templated transcription. The record is from RefSeq and is a predicted model, not a curated record. Bases 164 to 2248 code for a protein of 694 amino acids.
UUGAUAUGCCGCAGUAUUUGUACUGACUUUGCUGUCUUGUAGAAUGAUGGGGAACUAGAGCCCAUGACAGUUCAGUGCAGCCGUUGGCAGUUUUGAUAUCUUGGCAUCUUCAGUUAUCUAAAAGCAAGCCAGUCCCAGGAUAAGGACAGCAGCAGGUGAUAUAAUGCGGAAACCAGGCCCUCAAAAAGCCAUAGACUGGAAAGAUGGUAAAAAGCACAAGUACAGCCGCCCGUCAGAGUCUCCCUCCCAAUACCAAGGUCACUUCACCUGGGAAAAAUACCUGAAAGAGACAUGUGCCAUCCCAGCUCCUGCCCAUUGCUUCAAGCAGUCAUACACUCCACCUGCAAAUGAAUUCAAGAUCAGUAUGAAACUAGAAGCCCAGGACCCCAGGAACACCACCUCCACUUGCAUUGCCACAGUGGUGGGUCUGACAGGCGCACGCCUCCGCCUGCGCCUCGAUGGCAGUGAUAACAAGAAUGACUUCUGGCGGCUGGUGGACUCUGCUGAAAUCCAGCCCAUAGGAAACUGUGAGAAGAAUGGAGGGAUGCUGCAGCCUCCACUGGGCUUUCGCCUGAAUGCCUCCUCUUGGCCCAUGUUCCUUCUGAAGACUCUGAAUGGAGCAGAGAUGGCUCCUGUCCGGAUUUUUCACAAGGAACCACCAUCUCCAUCCCAAAACUUCUUCAAGACAGGUAUGAAGCUGGAGGCAGUGGACAGGAAGAACCCUCACUUCAUCUGCCCGGCCACCAUUGGGGAGGUGAGAGGUUCUGAGGUCCUCAUAACAUUUGAUGGCUGGAGAGGUGCCUUCGAUUACUGGUGCCGAUAUGAUUCCCGGGACAUCUUUCCCGUAGGCUGGUGCUCGCUGACUGGAGAUAAUCUGCAGCCCCCUGGAACAAAAGUUGUGAUUCCAAAGAGCCCUUUACCUGCCUCCGAAGUAAACUCGGAGAAACCUAGCAUGCACAGUAGCCCAAAGACUGUUUUGGGGCAUCAACAAGGGCAAAGGCGUCGCAAAACAGGGAAGAAGCGUGGUCGAACGACCAAAGCGCUAAUCCAUCACCCCAUGCCUACACCCUCCAAGUCAGUGGAGCCUUUGAAAUUCCCCAGAAAGAGAGGCCCCAAGCCUGGCAGUAAGAGGAAACCUAGGACAUUGCUGAACCCAGCACCCACCUCUCCAACAACCAGUACCCCAGAACCAGACACAAGCACUGUGCCUCAGGACGCUGCUACAAUCCCCAGCUCUGCCAUGCAGGCUCCCACAGUUUGCAUUUACUUGAACAAGAAUGGCAGCACUGGGCCCCACCUAGACAAGAAGAAAGUUCAGCAGCUGCCGGACCAUUUUGGACCAGCUCGAGCUUCUGUUGUUCUGCAGCAAGCAGUACAAGCCUGCAUUGAUUGCGCUUACCAUCAGAAAACAGUCUUCUCCUUCUUAAAACAAGGCCACGGGGGAGAGGUCAUCUCAGCUGUGUUUGAUCGGGAACAGCACACUCUGAACCUGCCAGCAGUAAACAGUAUCACCUACGUCCUCCGCUUCCUGGAGAAGCUCUGCCACAAUCUUCGCAGUGACAACCUCUUUGGGAACCAGCCUUUCACUCAGAACAGCCACAUGCAGCGCUCACACGAGUACGACCACGACAGGUAUCUACCAGACAGAAGCAGUUCGUUAGACGGCACUCUGCAGGGACCAGGCCGGGGUACAAAGCGAUAUUCCCAAGAUUCCCCUCCAUACAGUGCUCCUCUCUCCCCCAAGUUACCAAAGAAUGACCGUCACCCUUUGGAAGGUGAAACCUUUGUUCUGGGAGAUGGCCUCCCAGGACCCUUGGAGCCUCGCCUGGACCCCAUGGACUCUGCCUUGAACUCUGUCAAUUCAUCCAGCCACAGCAGGAGCUCCAGAGACUAUCGCCUGCAAGGAUACAGGCACCUGCACCAACCCUCUAGCCUCACCCAGGGCAGUACCUCUGCCUUGCGUAGGCUUAGCUCUGGGGGUUCAGACAGAUACCUUGGAUCUCGAGACGUCUCACGGUUGAGCAGCCGCGACCCCUCAUCCUGGACGGUGGAGGAGGUGAUGCAGUUCAUACGAGAAGCGGAUCCACAGCUGGGACCCCACGCUGACCUCUUUCGAAAACAUGAGAUUGACGGGAAGGCCCUGCUCUUGCUGCGGAGUGACAUGAUGAUGAAGUACAUGGGGCUGAAGCUGGGGCCAGCCCUGAAGCUCACUUACCACAUCGACAAGCUAAAGCAAGGCAAGUUCUGAGAGGACACUUGGCAGGAUGGAUCCUGGAAGCUCCGCUCCUGGCCAUCUAUACCCGCGCUCGCCUGCUGACAGGUACGCAUGCACACACACCCAUUUACGCCGCAGAUGGACACCUCGCCGACACCCCAGCCCUGCUGCAGGGGUCCAGCCGCCCACCUGCCCCUGCGCCAGCAGCCAGGCCCCAGCAGGUGCUUGGGAGGAGGCUGGCACAUGGCUGGCCCGGGGCUUCGCACCGGACUCGAGUCAUGGGCGUCCUGUUGGAAGGGGAGGGUCUCGCCCUGCUGCCCAGCCAGCGCUUCUCUGCGGUCCUGCUUCCCCGGGAUGGAGCAGCAGCUCUGGACAGAGCCUGUGGGGACUGGGCACUUGCACCAGCUCCUCUCCCUCUCACUAUGGCUCAUAUGCUCCCAGCCUUGCCUGCUCGGGGUGGCCCUCGUUUCCCGUCCUUUCAGAGGGCGGUAGGCCAGGGGGGCUGAACACUUUGCACUUCACCGGGUAGCCCGGCUGCGAGGGGGACAGCUCCCCUGACCUGUGCUCGGCCCCUGAAGCACUGCGGCGAGCUCAGAGCCGUGACUGUCCCCGUCUUCCAUGCCUGGGAGGAGCAGGGCUGCCCAUCCUGGGGUGACUGACCUCCCAAGCUCUGCCCGCCCCUCAGCUCCCGGCCUUCCUCCGGCUGGGGAUGCCAGGCUGGGCAUGGAGGCUUUCGUAUUUAUUUCUGACUGGGGAGUCCGUGUGGCAGCACACAGCGCUGCCUGGGAAUGUGGAGCGAGCUGAGGGAGAGCCGAGGAGUGUGGCUGAGUCUGGCAUGCCUGUGGCAAGGACAGGCCUGGUUUGGUGUUGAAGGCUGGCUGGAUGCUGCAGAACUCAACUGAUCCUUCUCUCUUUUUUUUUUUUGAAGGUUUUUUUUUUGAAGAAAAAAUAUUUUUUUUUAGUAAGGAAUUGUCUGCUAAAAUGACAAAAUGAUUUUUCUACCUGUUGUUGAACUUGCAACUCUUGGAGAUUUUUUACCCAGAGCUGCAAAGGUUUGUCUUCCCAGGGGCCCUCCCGGUCCUCUGGUGUUUUGGUCCGUCCCAGCUCAGCGUGUGCGAGAGGGUGUUGGGUCUGGCAAGUCAGAGGAUCCCAAGGUAGCAGCCUGUCCUUGCGUUUCUCUUCCUGUGAGGUCUUUGCCCUGCGUGGCGGCACCUGUUUGUUUCAGACAGUCUAAUGUAUUUAUUUUUGAUGGCACUUGAGUGGUAACCCGCUGUCCCAGACACGCUACUGCAGCUGCAAGAGGCAUCUUGGAGCAGAGGCCACCCAGGCAUGCCGCUGCAUCCCCUGGGGGCUGCCUUCAGGAACAGGGGCUGCCAGUCCCCUGGCGCAUCUCCUGGGACCAGCCAGGGAAGGGCUGAUGGGGAGAGGUGCAGUGGAGGCGAGGGGUGUCCCAGGCGUGUGCCCAUGCGUGCAGCUGCAGCACGCUCCCACGCACGCUUCUUUUCUGCAGUGACCAAAGGGCUGGGAUGGGGAUCUCCGCUGCAAGCACUUCUCUCUUCUCCUGCCUUUAGCUCACCCUCUCUGCAUCCAGAGCAAUGUCUCGCACCCUCGUCCCUGCCGCCCUCGAGAGCCCUGGCCAGCAGCAGAAGGGGCCCCCGUGGUGAACAACCCUCCAGUCUCUUGCACUGGAUCAGGUUUACCCCUAAGGGGAAAAGUUGAAAAAAAAAAAAUUACCCCAAAGUAAUAAAAAAGCUUUUUGUUGUACAGCAAAGUCUGUGCUGCAGUCCCUGCUGCUGCACCGGUGUGGUUGGAGGGACGUGGGGUGUCGGCCACUCGCAGGGCCCCGUUGCUCACGGCAUCAGCCCAGGACACCCCCUCGUUUUCACCUGACGCUGAUCCUGCUGGCCCGCUGCAGACAGGUCCCCAUGCGGGGGUCAGCCAGUGCUUUCCUCUGCACUUAUUUUACAUUGAUUUGUUUAUAAAUAAAAGGAUAACUAAGUU